AUGGUACCAAAACUGGUGCUGUUCACCUGUGGAAUCCUCACGGUGCUCACCCUCUGCUCCUACUUCUUCAUCAAGGCGCCCAACUACACACAGCUCAUCCGAGCAUCGGACGUGGAGUACCAGUUCCGACUGCUGCGCAAGGACGGAGAUAACCCCGAACAUCUCUUUCUGCCCUACAGAAACACACGCUGGGACCCAGAUGACACCCCUGAGCUCAACAACCAGCUCAAUCACUACAUGAAACACAUGACCGACCCCUACACCCGUUCUUUUCCCCGCCAAGACGAACUGCCGCCUCUGGUCAACGGCAUGUUCCACGCCAUUGCCAAAGAACAGAUGAUAGCGCCUGCACAGUUCUCCUUCGAACAAGCCAGAGAGUCCUACAAGACCACCACGGGACGAUGUCCUCCACCGCAGUUCAAGGAAAUGUACCUCGGAGCACUGGCCAAGGGAGAAUGGGAUGAACUGCUGGUAGACCAAGUGACUCAGCAGAUCAAAAAGCUGCCCAAAGGGCAAGACCUCCAAGCUGCCCUCAAAGAGGCGCUCAAAGGACCGGGAAUCGAAGGAAUCAGAAUCUCCAAUGGAACGGUAGAGAGAUCAAGUGAGGCAAAACUGUCCGACGUCAGCCAACGGACACUCGAUGGGUUCAUGACAAUGGUCGGUUCCGUUAGCAAGUAUCUUCCCGACAUGGAACUGGCUCUUAAUGUGGAACCUUUCCCCCGAGUGCUCAAAUUUCCCAAACGGCUCAAGGAGCUGCGAAAAGAGCUGACUAAAGGCACUCUCUGGGCUGUGCCUGAGGGUUAUGAUCUUGAUCGCUAUGUCGGAGAAAUGUGUGCUGGUAUCAAGGCUGAAGCUUUGAGAGGGGUGUUUCGAGACGGACUUCUCGGAGGCGGAUCCCCUCUGACGUACAGUGAAGCAUGCUACAUUCGAAAUGACUGGGGCAAGACCCCUGUUGUUUCUGCCAUCACAAUGCUUCCUGUUUUUUCAGACUUCACUUCCUCCAUGCACUCGGAUAUCGUCUACCCUUCCUACGACUUUUACGCCCCCGAGCUCAGCAUGAACUAUCAGCCUGAGAGGGACAUCUAUCACAUGGAGAAGAAUAGCGGAGUCAGCCGAGUUAAGGCCGGUGAUUGGGGCUACCUCAAGUACCAAAAGGCUCUGGUUAGAGACACCAAAGAGCCCGCUGCAACGGUGUCUGUCAAGGGCAAAAGGUUCUCCAAGAAAAGUCUCGAUAAUCACGCCUUUCUGGGGGCCCUCAAGUCACGAUCUACCGUCCUCAGAGCAAGCAGAUGGAGAACCUGGCUCGAUCUGUACACCACCAAUGCCUGGGUCUCUUUUAUCCCUGUUCAACUGUCUGGAAACGAUACUGAGGUGGUAACCAAACUGCUCAGUGAACGACAUACGACCGCAGUGGGCCAGGCGUUUGCUUCCCGGGGAGCUAGAGAUGUGCGAUACCGAGCCACCCGCAAGAAGAUUGAGCUGUCUCUCUAUUACAUGCUACUGGAGUACCAUCGAAGAAUGUACGACCCGGAAGCCUGUGAAGAUGAAAUUAUUGCCAGAGGCGGAGGUCAAAUCCAGUAA
Molecule: messenger RNA, 1581 nt
Organism: Yarrowia lipolytica CLIB122
Lineage: Eukaryota; Fungi; Ascomycota; Dipodascomycetes; Dipodascales
Source: RefSeq, a predicted model, not a curated record